UCUUGCUCAUCUCCUCCCCACCCCCCUCCCCCCUCUCACACUCAUUCUCCUGCUCCCCUUCUUCUUGCUCUCUGCCCAUCGCCUGCCGAGUCGCCUCCUUCCUGUCAUUCGCCUGGACCGGCUCUUCCUCAUCAUACACCCUCUCUCAUCGUUCCCGCGCCUCGUGCCAUCCCCCAUUCCCACCCCCCUCUCUCUUCUUCCAGAUGUCCACAUAGGACGCAAUUAUCAUGGUCGACGAGCGGGCCGCAUUACCUGUUACCGGGCUGCCCGCCGUCGCCGCUGAGGCCAAGGGCAUGGCCGGAUCUACAUCUUCGCCCGCGCCCCCUCCCGCCACAAUUGCGCCACCUCCCGCCUCAUCCCCCCGCCCUCCUCCUAUCUUGACAUCUCCUCUGACAGCACUCAACGGCAGGAGCGCUGCUGAACCAGGGCUAAACGGUAAUGGCAACGGUGGCAGUGGUGGCAUCGGGCGCGCACGGACAGGGGAUGAGGGCGCUCCUCUGCCCUCGCCCAGGACUCAGCGGUUUACGCCCGUGCGCGCACUCCACGUCGGGACGCCGCCCGUCCCCGAAGGGGUCGCCGUCACGGACGCUUCCACUUCCUUCACAAACUCGCCGCUCAUCGGUUCUUCCGAACGUCUCCAACAUCACGAGGGCGCUGCGUCAGCCAGUCCAACCUUCGCCCCACCCUCGCCCGGCCGCCUUGGCCAGCCCCAGUCUCAUGUGGCAGCCAGGCGGAUGUCCAACGUUGAUCGGCGCGUCCGUUCAGAAGCUUUCCCCGUGCAGAAGCGGCACAUGUCGAUUGCCAGCUCCCGACGCCCCUCCAUUCUUACAGGCGGCUAUGAGAGCAGCACGGACGAUGACAGCAAAGACGACGCUACAGCUACAGAAGUGCCUCCCAAGCAACUGCGGGGUACUGCGCUGCUCAACCACCACUCCCCUUCUCAUUUGGCAGCACCCGGAGGGCGACGACGCGCACAGUCCCUUCUUGUCACGCCGCCCGCGCACGAUUCCUGGUCUCCCAACCCUUCAGCUUCCCCGGCCACCUCUCGCCGCCCUUCCCGUCUCAGUCGGUCCACCGUCUCCGGCUCGCCUCUCCGCACUCCUGUUGGCGGACGGACACCUACAGACAUCAUGUCGCGCGCUCCCAGCGAGGCAUUGUCGCUUUCUCAACUCCCCUCGCGCACCGGACGCAGCGGAAGCGGAGGUGGUCGGACGCGAGAACCGAGCGGCAGCGCUGCAGACUACGAGCGAGAAGACCAACGGAGGAUGGAACAAAGGCGGGGCAAUCCGCUCGCUACGAGCUUGGGCCUCGGACCAUCGCGUCCCGUAAUCCUGUCGCCCGACCAGAUCGAGAAUCUCCUAGGUGACGCCGACUUCAACUCUGCAAAGGCCCGCAUGGCCAAGCCCAUGCGACGACAGUCAUCGAUUACAUCAAAUGAUCCGCCGCAGCAACAACAAUUCACUCCUCCAACCACUUCCACAUCCACCUUCCCUCCGCACCCAUCCAUCACUGUCAUCACCCCGCCUCCUCUUUCCCGUCCCUACCUCGUCACCGCCCCGCCGGCACUCACCAACGGCGAUUGGGCUGGUCGAGAUCGCGCGACUUCUGUCAGCUCGAGCGUGGGCGCCAGCACGGUGGCUGGGACGCCCCACCGCAACGUCACUCCCCUUAAUACACGCCGGCGGGCCUUGUCAACCGCAACGCUCGACAGCGACGGCGGCCAUAUUCCCUUCACUCAUCACGUCCCCGCAGUUCUUCUAGAAGACGACGACGACGACAUUGAAGAUCACGAGUCGCCGCUAGAAGACUUGGCUACGCAGACUGCGGCGCCGCAAGCUGACGUGGACAGCACCACCACGGCCACACAGAACAACAGUGGCGACACAACGCCCAUGGCACACAAUCAGCUUGACGACCGAACACAAGACCCCAAAGCGCGCCGCCGUAUCAGCGGACUCUUCGGCCUGCGCGGGCGGAAGCGCGACAUGUCGCCACCACCACCCGCCACACUUACACAUGUGCGAUCGGCCCCGCCCUUGGCUAAGAAACGCACCGAGGCGUCUGACCGCACACGUGAUCGCGAUGCAGAGAUGCGCCGGGCUGAGCUCGCGCGGCGCGAGGAAGAGCAGAUGGAAGAACAAAGGUACAAGGCUUUGCUACUGAUCAACGCGCAUCCUGCUUCUCAGCGACGCGCCCAGCGCGCAGCACUGCACCUCGAUGGGUACUACUCGUUCAUCUACCAAGGGCUCGAGAACCCGCCCAAGCUUAACCUUCUGGCGGUGCUGCGCUGGAAGCGCAAAACCGAGAUUCAGAAGCAGGCGCGCGAGAAGUGGGUGAAGGAACAUGUAGAUUCGACACACCUCGCCUCGCCCGGUCUGUGGUCCGGCGGGUUGUCCGGCAGCCCUUCCUCGCCUGCCUCCGAUGCCAUCCGUGCACUCUCGCCCAGACUCUUCGGUAGCCCAAGCCCUCUUCCACCCCGCUCUGUCGCAUCGGCCACCUCCAAGCCCGAGCAUCGCGCCGGCCGCGACUGGCAGUACACGCUUGACGACAUUCAAGGCUAUACUGAUACAGGCGGCCGUGUCGAUUUCUUCAUCCCGCCGAAUGUCGCUCCGGAGCCUGUCGAGCGCGAGAGAGCGCAGUCACUCUCCCUUCAGUCUGAAGCGCAGCUCUCCGUGCCUUCCGAGGUCGCGGAGUCGGCCACGGGCGCAGAGAAGGAGUUGUCACCCUCCACCGCACGAUUGGUCUCCCCCUCCACGCCGUCCCUAACUCGGGCGGAGGUGGUAGAUGACGGCUCUACUGCCGGCGACCUGUCCAGAAGACCGUCCCUUGAGCCUAACCCGCCGCCGCUACGCCCUUUCAAGUCUAGACAUCGCAGCCACCAGAGUACCAGCGGCUUAGCGCUUGGGCCUUUCCGCGCCUUGGGACGAAACUUUGCGAAUGUAAUGAACCCCGUCCCCGUUCUGACUGAUAACGAGGACGAGCGGCGAGGCGCAAACUUGCCAUGGGCGUCCAACGAUUCGCCCAAUAGCCCUCAGCAUCAGGUCAGCGCCCACUCUCUGCGCGACACCCGCGGCCUUCUUGGUUUGCGCCGCACACAUGAGCAGGUAGUCACUUCCGAUGACGAGCCACCACAUCGUCGUCGCCUCCUCCGCAGUGGCAAGGGAUUUGACAGGGGGUCGCGACGUGUUGUAACGGCGAAUGAUCACACGUCGCGUGAUGAUCAUUUACGCAGCCACGAGCAGGAGCGUACAACUGAUCAGGCUUUAACUCGUAACCAAGCCCCCGUACCCACCGACACAAGAGCCGAUCUUGAGCUUGCGGCGUCUAUAAUGAGACAGGUCGAGGACGAAAUUUUCGCGGCGCACCAACAGUCUCUACUCAACGCGCAGAGGCAGUUAAAGCAGGUCGAAAAAUCCGAGUCUGACAUGCGCAACGCCAUUUCACACUUUGUUUCGCAGCUUGAUGAAGUCCGUGGCGUAUUCCACACGGCCGCGGACGUCGACAUCAAGUUCGAGGGCCUCGAGGCGCUGAGUCGACCCGAGCUUCGUGCUUCGGACGAUGAGACAGCCGACCAGUUGAGCCCACUUGCCUUCGAGUCGGACGUCAACUUUUCUGAUCGCAACGGCCGGGGCGGGCCACGCCCCCGGCCCAUCCGGCGCCCACCUGCCGCCACCGCGUUGCAGGCGCUACCGUCCUUUGCGUUCGGGCUGCAGGCGUGGCCGAAGCGCUCGACUCUGGACCCGACUCUCGGCGUUACAGUCAACCCCUUCCGCCGCGUUGAGUUGACAUGCCAAAAGGCCGAGGCAACGGUGCGCGAGAUGGAAGAGCAGCGCGCCUCGACGACGCGCAAGAUCCAGGAGAUGGUAGUCACAGUGAACGGCUUCACACAGCAGACCAAGGCUGUGCUCACCUGGGUCAAGGACGCGAACAACAAGAUCCACGACGCGAAGCAGAAACGCGCCGCCCUGUCGCAGCAGGUCCGCGGUGGCCUCAUCGAGACCGUGCUCAUACUCCCCGGCUUUGACACCGUCAGCGACUUCCUCGUGCGCGUCUUCCUCGGCGUCCUCUCCUACCUCCUGCGCCUGCACCGCCUCACCACAUGGGCCCGUGGGCGUAGCUAUAUUGCGUGGGCGCUGCUCUUCGCCUUCGUCGCCAUGUUAGUCUUCUUCUACCUGGCAGGAUCGGACGACUUGCCUGUCCCGCCGUCGGCGCAGGUCCCAUCGCCCGUCACGCUUCUUGGCGACGGUGUCUCUUAAAGAUAGAAUCUGUAGAUUGGGUGUUUUUUUUGUACGCAUCAUGUCACCUCGUUAUGUCUCUUG
Messenger RNA from Cutaneotrichosporon oleaginosum, 4319 nucleotides. RefSeq lists its product as uncharacterized. The record is from RefSeq and is a predicted model, not a curated record. Lineage: Eukaryota; Fungi; Basidiomycota; Tremellomycetes; Trichosporonales; Trichosporonaceae.